AUGCCGCCCUUCUGUAGGAAUGCAAAGUUGGGCUUGCUUUCUUUUCUGAUUUGUGCGGGAAGGAGCUUAUUACCUUUGGGGACAGAUGCUUUUUGGUUAGAAAGACUUGAAAAUAAUAAAACCCUCUGGAAAAAGGCUCAAAGUCAGAAAAUGAGAUACAAGACUUCUUUGGUGAUGAGGAAACGAAUACGGCUUUACCGAAACGCCCUGAAAGAGUCAAGUAGCAGCUCCGGACACCAUGGCCCCCAGCUCGCUGCCGCCUCCAGCCCCUCGGCGUUCCCGGGCCUUCACGAGCAGCCUCCCCAGGCCUCCCCUAGCGGCACUUUGAAUGGACUCCUGCGUCUGGGGCUCCCCGGAGACAUGUACGCGCGGCCCGAACCCUUCCCGCCGGGACCUGUGGCCCGCAGCGACGCUCUGGCAGCUGCCGCAGCCCUGCACAGCUACGGGGGCAUGAACCUGACCAUGAACCUCGCCGCACCCCAUGGUCCCGGCGCCUUUUUCCGCUACAUGCGCCAGCCCAUCAAACAGGAGCUCAUCUGCAAGUGGCUGGCGGCCGACGGCUCCGCACCCCCGCGCCUCUGCUCCAAAACUUUCAGCACCAUGCACGAGCUGGUCACGCACGUCACCGUGGAGCACGUCGGAGGCCCUGAGCAGGCCAACCACAUCUGCUUCUGGGAGGAGUGUCCGCGACAGGGCAAGCCCUUUAAAGCCAAAUACAAACUUGUAAAUCACAUCCGCGUGCACACGGGCGAGAAGCCCUUCCCCUGUCCUUUCCCGGGGUGUGGGAAAGUCUUUGCUAGAUCAGAAAAUCUCAAAAUACACAAAAGAACUCACACAGGGGAGAAGCCCUUCAGGUGCGAGUUCGAGGGCUGCGAGCGGCGCUUCGCCAACAGCAGCGACCGCAAGAAGCACUCGCACGUGCACACAAGUGACAAGCCCUACACGUGCAAAGUGCGCGGCUGCGACAAGUGCUAUACGCACCCCAGCUCACUGCGUAAGCACAUGAAGGUGCACGGGCGCUCGCCGCCGCCGCCCAGCUCUGGCUACGACUCGGCCACGCCGUCAGCCCUCGUGUCGCCCUCGUCGGACUUCGGCCGCGAGCCCCCGGGGGCCUCCUCGGCGGCGGUGGCGGCGCGUGGCGCCGACCUGAGCGAAUGGUACGUGUGUCAGGGCGCGGGUCCCGUCACCGCUGCCCCCGCAGCGCCCCCGAGCCCCGCGCCACCACCUGGCCCCGCCGCCGCCGCCGCUGCCUUCGGUGCCAGGGUUGCUGCUGUGAUUGCUGCUUCCGCGGCCCGGAGGCCUCCUAACCCUGGGCCGGCGGCCGGCAGCAAACAACUCGUUCCCAUCGAGAAACACCCGCCCCAGCGCCAAGAUGUCCACCGCGUUGCUCGCAAGGUAAUCUCGCCCGGCGCAGCUGAGCGCCCGCAUCUCGCGCCUGCAACAUCAAAGGGCCCGCGCACAAAGCAAUGUUUCUUCGCCACGGUGCAUCUUCAUGCAUCUUGGGAGAGAUGCGUGGCCCUCCCGCAGCAUCCUGUCCUCUUCCCUGACUUCCCUCAUGGCUUCACAGAAACAACUCUAAGCAUAGUUGUUCGGGGCAGCGAAAACACAGGGACCCACCAAAGCAGCCUUCGUAGAGAAGACUCCCCUCGCCCCAAUUUCACCCUAGUGACACUGACACUCAUUAACCGAUUUCCAUGGCGGAAGGGAAAAAGGCGCCGCAUCCGCCUUGGCCCCUUCCUGAAGAGCGAGAAGGUUGGGUCCCGAGGGCCUGGCUGGGGCUUGGGAUGCGCUGAGUGGGAUGACGACGGCUACUGGGGUCUGGAUGCUAGGUUCCCUUGGAGAAUACCUUGGAGAACCAGCUCUUGGGGCACAGGCGGCAGGCCUGCAGAGAAGGUAGCGGGAGGAACCCCGGCGCGCAAAUGUGCCAGGGCUACGCGCGGGUGUGAAAAGAGCGGCCCUGAGGGGACGACCACUGGAACCGCCGCGACACAUCCAAGUAGGUGGGCGCCGCGAGGGAGGAGGUCCCUGGCCGUUAGUCCUGGGAUGAGCGCCCCCUCCCGUCCCUGUCGCGGAAGGGUCCCCUCCGGCUCCGGAACCAGUUAG
Molecule: messenger RNA, 2103 nt
Organism: Hippopotamus amphibius kiboko
Lineage: Eukaryota; Metazoa; Chordata; Mammalia; Artiodactyla; Hippopotamidae
Product: zinc finger protein GLIS2-like
Biological process (GO): central nervous system development; regulation of transcription by RNA polymerase II
Cellular component (GO): nucleus
Molecular function (GO): DNA-binding transcription factor activity, RNA polymerase II-specific; RNA polymerase II cis-regulatory region sequence-specific DNA binding
Source: RefSeq, a predicted model, not a curated record